CUGUUGCCCCCAUCCCGUGUAGAUACUGUGUUUGUCUAGUGGGGCAAGUUGCAUCCCACACAUUACUGGGUAAAGCUAUCUUGAUGUUCAAGUGUGGCCCUUAGCUCAGGGCUUUCACUUCAUAAUGGAUGCCUCAGCUCCUGGUGACUCUGACCAAGAGAAGGGAAGUGUGAUGAUGUCGAGGGAGCUGGAGUCCAGUUGCCAUGAAGGGAACACCCUGGCACAUCAUUACUAUAUCCUGGGUACCCUAGAUCAAGGGUCCUUUGCCCAAGUCAAAGUGGCUGUCCACCUUAUGACCCAGACCAUGGUAGCCAUCAAGAUAUUGAAAAGGGGCCCAAGUAUAGACUUUCUAGUAAAGUCCGAGAUUGAUAUUAUGAAACGCUUACAUCACAGUAACAUAAUACAGCUUUUCCAGGUUAUAGAAGCAAGGUAUAAAACCUAUCUGGUGAUGGAAUACGCAUCCCGGGGAUCUCUGAGGAAACACAUCAGCAAGUGUGGGCGUCUGGAUGAGGAAGAGGCACGCAGCAUAUUUAGGGAACUGUCUUUGGCCGUCCACUAUAUCCACAGUCAGAAUAUUGCCCACCGAGACAUCAAGGCUGAGAACAUCCUAUUGGAUAGGGAGGGGCAUGUGAAACUCAUUGACUUUGGCUUAAGCAAAAGACUGGCUGCUGGGGAAAAAUGUAAAGGCUUUUGUGGCACAGUACAGUAUUGUGCUCCUGAAGUCUUGGAUAAAAAGGAGUAUAAUGUCCUUGCAACCGACAUAUGGAGCAUGGGAAUCGUAUUAUAUUAUUUAGUUGUGGGCCACCUUCCCUUCACAGAGACAGUGCUCUCUGAGUUAAAGUAUGAAAUCCUAUACAGGAGCUGCUGGAUUCCAUAUCAUCUGUCACCAGAGAUUCAAGACCUAUUAAAGGGAUUAAUGGCAAAAGACCCCACAAUGAGGCCAUCCAUAAAUGAAAUAUUGACACACCCAUGGCUGUGCCAUGAUCAAGACAAAUUGAGAUCCUCAGAGGAAAUUCCCAGAGACCCAGACCCGAACAUUGCAUUUGCAAUGUUUCAGAUGGGGUGCAAGAUUAAAGAACUCAGAGAUGCUUUAAGGGAACAGAAGUAUAGUCCAGCCAUGGCGACAUACUUGAUUAUAAAACAGAAGUCUACCUGGCAGCCCCAGUUUUAUCAUGAUGGAGGCCAUGGUGGUUUACUGGACCCUACAAAAGCUGCCAACAUUAAUGUGACAUUGAGAAGGGUAAACAGUGCCCAUAGCCUUUCCAUCGUCCCUUCACACACACGCUCUAAGCUGCUUGCAGAUGGGAGGAAAGGCUGUAAGAGGAGGCAUAGUGUGCCUCCCAGCCUUUCUUGCCAUGACUGUAGCUUCAUGGACAACACCUCCCCACUGCGAUGGCUUAUGCCUCACAUUGGAAAGGGAAGAUUCAGAGAGAAGGAGGGCAUCAGCAAUUCCACCACUUCAUCAGGGAAAAGGAAGUUAAUGACGACGACGACGACGAUGACAACAACAACAACAACAAUAAAAAUAACAACCACGUCGUCAGGAACGACAUACUCACUGUUCACAUCCUCACAAUCCUCAGCUUUUGACAACACGCAAGAUGUGGCCAGUGAGAGUGCUGAGUCUACAGACAAAAGUAGCAGCUCAUCAUCUUGGGGGUCCACAACCAGGAGCCCCUUCCCCAGUGCAAAAUUCCAGCAAGAGAAUAUAGGCACAAGUAGCAGCACAUGGUCUUGGGGUUCCACAACCAGGAGACCCUUCCCCAGUGCAAAAUUCCAGGAAGAGAACAUAGGCACUGAAUCCCUCCAAGAGAGUAGCUCAUCCUCCAGCACAACAGACCAUCAGGAGCAGCUCCGAAGGAGGUCCCAGCCUGUGCCCAGAAUGCCACUGAGAAUGCGGGUCUGGAGGGGCCUGAAGAAGAGGGUUUCCAAUGCCUUUAGGAGCUUGUGUUGCUGCCUCCCCGUGGGAAAUAGUGAAAUAGUGCCAGUCGAUGAAAAGUGCUUCAGAGACACAGGCUGAUACAAUGCUGUCGGAGGCCCUGUCGUCCCUGGAGGAUGAUACCAGAGUGAAGAGGAGCUUGCUGAGGAUACAGACAGGAGCAGGGAGGAGAGAGCCAGCUUUCUAGGAGGUCUGGGAAGCCAGGAUGGACCUUGUUCACCACUUUGUCAAAGUAUACAAAGCCAUGUACAAGGUGAGGCUUACCUAUGGACUGCAAUUAGAGGAGAUCCAAGGGAAGGUCUGAAGUUCUUGCCACUAGAGACCAGAGAAGUUGCUGAUCUCCUUCAUGGAAGAGGCUCCUAUGAUUGAUACAGAGGUAGGGCAAAGGCAGACCCACAAGUGAGUGGGUUUAGAUGAACAAGAAAGAUGCACACUGAGCAUCUUAUCCUGACCAGGAUUUGAAGAGAACACUGUGUGAGGCAGCUUGAAGUACUUCCUCCCUAGGAACAGUUCCUUUCUGUUCUGGCAGGAGUCAAGUGACCAAGAACUGAUCAGUUUCUAAGGACCCUGUGUCUGGGUGAAGAUCCGCUACCCAGGAUGUGGACAGAGAGCUGGGUGACAUGCUGUGCCUGCAAAAGAAGUGUUACCAAGAAGCUCCACACAGCAACCUGGCAUACCCCCUUUUUCC
Molecule: messenger RNA, 2627 nt
Organism: Apodemus sylvaticus (European woodmouse)
Lineage: Eukaryota; Metazoa; Chordata; Mammalia; Rodentia; Muridae
Product: sperm motility kinase X-like
Exons: 6
Coding region: 125-2020 (631 amino acids)
Biological process (GO): negative regulation of glycogen biosynthetic process; intracellular signal transduction; protein phosphorylation
Cellular component (GO): cytoplasm; nucleus; cytosol
Molecular function (GO): protein serine/threonine kinase activity; ATP binding
Source: RefSeq, a predicted model, not a curated record